CCGAGCCCUCUCCUCCCGACCGUUUCUGUCUGCGUCCCAGCUUCGCGAACCACAGCAGCAGAGGUGGCGCCGGGAAAGCAGUGAGAGGCGCGCUCUGCCAACUCCGCGCGGGAUGGAGCAGACCGAGCUGCUAAAGCCACGGACCCUGGCCGAUCUGAUCCGCAUCCUGCACCAGCUCUUCGCCGGUGACGAAGUCAAUGUAGAGGAAGUGCAGGCCGUCAUGGAAGCCUACGAGAGCGACCCCUCCGAGUGGGCCGUGUACGCCAAUUUCGAUCAGUACAGGUAUACCCGAAAUCUUGUGGAUCUAGGAAAUGGAAAAUUUAAUCUGAUGAUUCUGUGUUGGGGUGAAGGACAUGGCAGCAGUAUUCAUGAUCACACCGACUCCCACUGCUUUCUGAAGAUGCUGCAGGGAAAUCUAAAGGAGACAUUAUUUGCCUGGCCUGACAAAAAAUCCAAUGAGAUGAUCAAGAAGUCUGAAAGAAUCUUGAGGGAAAACCAGUGUGCCUAUAUCAAUGAUUCCAUUGGCUUACAUCGAGUAGAGAAUAUCAGCCAUACAGAACCUGCCGUGAGUCUUCACUUGUACAGUCCGCCUUUUGAUACAUGUCAUGCCUUUGAUCAAAGAACAGGUCAUAAAAACAAAGUCACCAUGACAUUCCAUAGCAAAUUUGGAAUCAGGACCUCAUUUACAACUUCAGGUUCACUGGAGAACAACUAAAGAGCAACAAACCCUUUGAGGUUUUACUUUAAGGUCUGCUGAACGUUUGCCUUGGACAGGAAGGCCUCCUACCAUUUCCUGUUCAAUAAUACACUUAGAUCUACUAUAAGGCAGAUGCUAAUUACAAGGCAUGAAGUAAGCAAAUAGUGCCCUGAGCUACUGCGGAAGAAAAAUCCCAUUUAAGAAAAAGUCAUGUGAUUUUAAAAGCCAAAUCAAGUACUCUCCUGGUUCUAUCCUUUAAUUCCAUUGAAAACAUACUGGGAGUGUCAAUUAGAGUUUUUACAGCUUUUGGAAACACAUUGGUCUUUGAACUGUAAUUAGUAUUAACUAAAACAAGAAACCACAGAUAUCCAAUACCUGCUUUGUUACCUAGAGGACUAAAUGUAGGUUUCUUUAGAAUACUUUGUAUUUUCUUAAUAU
Cynocephalus volans (Philippine flying lemur) is the source of this 1135-nucleotide messenger RNA. It is a transcript of the gene CDO1, whose product is annotated as cysteine dioxygenase type 1. The record is from RefSeq and is a predicted model, not a curated record. Gene Ontology annotation, biological process: L-cysteine catabolic process. NCBI's taxonomy places the organism in Eukaryota, Metazoa, Chordata, Mammalia, Dermoptera, Cynocephalidae. The transcript has 6 exons. Gene Ontology annotation, molecular function: cysteine dioxygenase activity; ferrous iron binding. The coding region runs from base 113 to 715 and encodes 200 amino acids.